CGUCAACAGGACAAAAUGUGUAAUGAGUGCGAGAGUUUACGAAAAAAAUACCCUCGAACCCCGCCGCUUGGGAACAAGCGUCUUGGAAAAUGGCGAUCGAAAUUGAGUCGGCAGAGUACGUACACAAAAAGUUUUGUUGUUUUUAGCGGUGUCGUUCGUCUGAUACAACAGUACCUAAAAGAAAGCAACCUGAGCCGCACACUCCAAGUUCUGCAGGAAGAAACGUCGAUUUCUUUGAACACCGUCGACAGCGUGGACAGCUUUGUGCAAGACAUUCACAGCGGUCACUGGGAUACAGUCCUCAAAGUUGUCCAGUCGCUGAAACUUCCAGACAAGAAAUUGAUCGACCUCUAUGAACAGGUGGUGCUGGAGCUCAUCGAGCUGCGAGAGCUGGGUGCAGCUCGAUCCCUGCUAAGACAGACAGACCCCAUGAUCAAGCUGAAACAGGAGGAGCCCGAGAGAUACAUCCAUCUGGAGAACCUGCUGGCUCGCUCAUACUUCGACCCCCAAGAGGCAUACCCAGGUGGCAGCAGCAAGGAGCGGCGCCGCACGGCCAUUGCCCAAGCCCUGUCCGGGGAGGUGAGCGUGGUACCCCCCUCGCGCCUGCUGGCCCUGCUGGGCCAGGCCCUUAAGUGGCAGCAGCACCAGGGGCUGCUGCCCCCCGGCAGCACCCUGGACCUGUUCCGGGGCAGGGCCGCCCUCAGGGAGCAGGAGGACGAGCGCUUCCCCACACAGCUCGCUCGCAUCAUCAAGCUGGGGCUCAAGGCCCACAUCGAGUGCGCCCGCUUCUCCCCCGACGGCCAGUUCCUCGUCACAGGCUCCGUGGACGGCUUCCUCGAAGUCUGGAACUUUACCACGGGCAAGAUACGCAGGGACCUCAAGUACCAGAGCCAGGACAACUUCAUGAUGAUGGAUGACGCAGUCCUCUGCAUCUGCUUCAGCAGGGAUUCCGAAAUGCUGGCCUCGGGGAGUCAGGAUGGCAAAAUAAAGGUGUGGAAGAUCCAGACCGGGCAGUGCCUACGGCGCUUUGAGCGUGCCCACUCCAAGGGAGUGACCUGCCUGUCAUUCUCGAGGGACAGCAGCCAACUCCUCAGUGCCUCGUUUGACCAGACCAUCAGGAUCCAUGGGCUCAAGUCCGGGAAGCUCCUCAAGGAGUUCCGCGGCCACACGUCGUUUGUGAACGACGUCAUCUUCACGCCCGAGAGCAACCACCUGCUGAGCGCCAGCUCGGACGGCACCGUCAAGCUGUGGAGCGUCAAGAGCACCGAGUGCUUGAGCACCUUCAAGUCCCUCGGGGCUGCAGGGGGCAGCGGCAUCGGCACGGACAUCACGGUAAACUCCAUCCACGCCUUGCCCAAGAACCCGGAGCACUUUGUCGUCUGCAAUCGGUCCAACACUGUCUCCAUCAUGAACAUGCAGGGCCAGAUUGUGCGCAGCUUCUCAAGUGGGAAACGAGAAGGAGGGGACUUUGUCUGCUGUACCCUGUCACCGAGGGGAGAGUGGAUCUACUGCGUGGGGGAAGAUUUCGUCCUCUACUGCUUCUCGACAGUGUCUGGGACACUGGACAGGACACUAACGGUUCACGAGAAGGACGUCAUUGGCAUCAGUCACCACCCUCACCAGAACCUGAUUGCCACCUACAGUGAAGAUGGCCUGGUGAAGUUGUGGAAGCCAUGAACCAAAUCUGUAAAUAAACUGCAUAUUGUGGUCAUCACAACCAAA
Ixodes scapularis (black-legged tick) is the source of this 1722-nucleotide messenger RNA. It is a transcript of the gene Smu1, whose product is annotated as WD40 repeat-containing protein SMU1. The transcript has 10 exons. Gene Ontology annotation, cellular component: precatalytic spliceosome. Gene Ontology annotation, biological process: mRNA splicing, via spliceosome. The record is from RefSeq and is a predicted model, not a curated record. NCBI's taxonomy places the organism in Eukaryota, Metazoa, Arthropoda, Arachnida, Ixodida, Ixodidae. The coding region runs from base 16 to 1677 and encodes 553 amino acids. Gene Ontology annotation, molecular function: protein binding.